GGCCCUCACUUCCCCUUUCUGCACAGGGCAGGCCGGGUGCCACAGAGUCUGAGCAGCUCUCUCUGUGGCUCCUGAAGCAAACAUGGACCAAGACACAAUGGGCAACAUCGUCCUGCUUGCCAUCGUCACCCUCAUCAGCGUGGUCCAGAAUGGCUUCUUUGCCCAUAAAGUGGAGCAUGAGAGCAAGAUCCAGAAUGGGCGGAGCUUCCAGAGAACUGGCACACUGGCCUUUGAGAGAGUCUACACUGCCAAUCAGAACUGUGUAGAUGCGUACCCCACGUUCCUGGUUGUGCUCUGGAGUGCUGGGCUCCUCUGCAGUCAAGUUCCUGCCGCCUUCGCUGGACUCAUGUACUUGUUCGUGAGGCAAAAGUACUUUAUCGGCUAUCUGGGAGAGAGAACUCAGAGCACACCUGGCUACAUUUUUGGGAAGCGCAUCAUACUGUUCCUGUUCCUCAUGUCCCUUGCUGGAAUUUUCAACUAUUACCUCAUCCUCUUUUUCGGAAGUGACUUUGAAAACUACAUCAAGACCAUAACCACCACCAUCUCCCCUCUGCUGCUCAUCCCCUAGCUCUCUGCUGAAUGCAGGGUUGGCGCUCUCAUCCAGUCGAUGGCUACGAGUCACCAUAACUCAACCCUUUAAAGGCUGCAGUGUCUCCUUAGAUAGCUGUAAAUCUAAUGGCCAGCUGGGCUUGCCAGCUUGAGUUAACCUUGCUUUUCCUGGAAGAAAAAGGCUUCGUGUCAGCUCCACCCCUGGAACAUAGCCGCGGCCCCUGAUUUACGACUCAGAUCUGUUUCGUACAUUUCUUGACUUACCCUGCUUCCUGAAGCUGUACUGUGACCAGUUUUACAUUCCCCUACAAUAAAGUGCAGAAACAUG
Molecule: messenger RNA, 877 nt
Organism: Erinaceus europaeus (western European hedgehog)
Lineage: Eukaryota; Metazoa; Chordata; Mammalia; Eulipotyphla; Erinaceidae
Gene: ALOX5AP
Product: arachidonate 5-lipoxygenase activating protein
Exons: 5
Coding region: 83-568 (161 amino acids)
Biological process (GO): leukotriene biosynthetic process
Cellular component (GO): membrane; nuclear envelope; endoplasmic reticulum
Molecular function (GO): enzyme activator activity; leukotriene-C4 synthase activity; glutathione peroxidase activity
Source: RefSeq, a predicted model, not a curated record